CUGGAAUAGCAGCUGGGGAGGCUACCUUCUCUGUGGGGGCGCGGCAUCCUCUUUGGCUCCCUAUCGUUUGUCUCUGUAGCCUAUGUACCGGGAGGACGGAGGGUUUGGGUCACGGAGCACUCCCCCAUCCACAGCGGCGGAGAUGGCGGACCCCGCAGCGCAGACCACCAUCAAGGUUGUAUGCCGUUUCAGGCCGCUGAACAAAUCGGAGUUGGCUCGGGGGGACAAGUACAUCCCGACAUUUCAAGGGGAUGACUGUGUGCAGAUUGCGGGUAAACCGUACUACUUUGACCGUGUGUUCCAGUCCAAUACAACUCAGGUUCAGUUCUACAACGCUGUGGCUCAGCAGAUUGUCAAAGAUGUGUUAGGGGGCUACAACGGGACAAUAUUUGCCUACGGGCAGACAUCCUCUGGUAAAACACACACAAUGGAGGGAGAUCUCCACGACCCAGAGAUGAUGGGAAUCAUUCCCAGAAUUGUUCAAGACAUCUUCAACUACAUUUAUUCCAUGGACGAGAACCUGGAGUUUCACAUCAAAGUUUCAUAUUUUGAAAUCUAUUUGGACAAAAUCAAGGACUGCUUGGAUGUGUCAAAGAUCAACCUGUCUGUACACGAAGAUAAAAACAGGGUGCCCUAUGUCAAGGGGUGUACCGAGCGUUUUGUGAGCACUCCUGAGGAGGUCAUGGAUGCCAUAGACGAAGGCAAAAACAACAGACAUGUGGCGGUCACAAACAUGAAUGAACACAGUUCCAGGAGUCACAGCAUCUUCCUCAUCAACAUCAAGCAGGAAAACUCUCAGACUGGACAGAAAUUCACCGGCAAGCUCUACCUCGUCGAUCUGGCUGGGAGUGAAAAAGUGGGUAAAACGGGAGCGGAGGGCACAGUGCUGGAUGAAGCCAAGAUGAUCAACAAGUCCCUGUCUUCACUGGGAAAUGUCAUUUCAGCUCUGGCAGAGGGUUCGAGCUAUGUGCCGUACAGAGACAGUAAGAUGACCAGGAUCCUGCAGGACUCCCUGGGAGGGAACUGUCGGACCACCAUGGUCAUCUGCUGCUCCCCUUCUGCUUUUAACGACGCUGAGACCAGGUCCACACUGCUGUUUGGACAGAGGGCAAAGACCAUCAAGAACACGGUGAGUCUGAAUGUGGAGCUGACGGCGGAGCAGUGGAAAAAAAAGUGGGAGAAGGAGAAGGAGAGGAACAAGACGCUGAAAAACACCGUCACCUGGCUGGAGGCCGAGCUCAACCGCUGGAGGAGUGGAGAGAGUGUGCCAGUGGAGGAACAGUUUGAUAAAGAAACGGCCAAAGCAGAGGUCCAGGCCCUGGACAGUGCUCUCAGCAAUGACAAGACAGCACCCACACCUGCCCUCAGCACCCUCCCUGGAGUCAAACUCACAGAUGCAGAGAAAGAGAAAUAUGUUGCAGAAAUGGCCAAGCUUUACAAAGAGAUGGAUGACAAGGACGAAGAGAUCAACCAGCAGUCUCAAAUGAUGAUGUCGUUGAAGCAACAGAUGCUGGACCAGGAGGAGCUCUUAGCGUCCUCCCGCCGGGACCACGACACCCUUCAGACGGAACUCAACCGGCUGCUGUCGGAGAACGAAGCCUCCAAGGAGGAGGUGAAGGAGGUGCUGCAGGCCCUGGAGGAGCUGGCGCUCAACUACGACCUGAAGAGUCAGGAAGUCGAGGACAAGGCGCAAGAGUUUGAGGCUCUCAGUGAGGAACUGAACGAGAAAUCGAGCUCCUUGGCCUCCAUUGACUCUGAACUCCAGAAGCUGAAGGAGAUGACCAACCACCAGAAGAAGAGGUUCACUGAGAUGAUGUCAUCACUACUCAAAGACCUGGCCGAGAUCGGCAUCGCCGUGGGGAGCAACGACAUUAAGCAACAAGAGAGCAGUGGUCUAAUCGACGAAGAGUUCACGAUGGCGCGUCUCUACAUCAGCAAGAUGAAGUCGGAGGUGAAGACGAUGGUGAAGCGCAGCAAACAGCUGGAGAGCUCCAAGGCCGAGAGCAGCCAGAAGAUGGAUGAGACGGAGAUGGAGCUCGUUGCCUGCCAGCUCCGUGUCUCCCAGCAUGAAGCUAAAAUCAAGUCCCUGAUGGACACCCUCCAGAAUGUGGAGCAGAAGAAAAGACAUCUGGAGGAAACGGUGGACUCUCUCAAUGAGGAAAUCGUCAGGAUCAAAGCCCAAGUUUGUCUCCUUCCAGAGAAAGUCAACACCAUGGAGAGGGAGAAUGAGAUCCAGUCUGCCUAUGAAGUCAAGGAAGCUGUGGAGAUGCAGAUCCAGACCCACAGGGAGAACCAUCAGAAACAGAUCAGCAGCCUGAGAGACGAGCUGGACAACAAGGAUAAACUCAUGACAGAGCUACAGGAUCUGAACCAGAAGAUCGUGCUGGAGCAGGAGAGGCUGAGGGUGGAGCACGAGAAGCUCAAGGCUGCCGACCAGGAGAAGAGCCGCCAGCUGCAGGAGCUCACGGUGAUGCAGGACAGGCGGGAGCAGGCCAAACAAGACCUGAAGGGACUUGAAGAGACUGUGGCCCGAGAGCUGCAGACACUCCACAACCUCAGGAGGCUUUUUGUCCAAGACUUGUUCACUCGAGUCAAAAAGAAGGCUCAGGUGGACUCAGAUGACAUAGAGGGCAGCGCUGCCCAGAGACAGAAGAUCUGCUUCCUGGAGAGCAACCUCGCGCAGCUCACCAAAGUUCACAAGCAGCUGCUACGGGACAACGCUGACCUCCGCGGCGAGCUGCCUAAACUCGAGAAGCGCCUGCGGGCCACCGCUGAGCGGGUCAAAGCCCUGGAGGCGGCUCUGCGGGAGGCCAAAGAGAACGCAGCUCACGACCGAAAGCGCUACGAGGAGGAGAUGGGGCGCAUUAAGGACGCUGUCAAGCCCAAAAACAUGGGCAGGAGAGCCUCCAUAGCCAAGCCCAUCCGGCCAGGCCAGCUGCCGGCAGCCUCUCCCUUGAACCCCAGCGUCAACAGGUCCAACCUCAUCCAGAACAUCCUGCCAGCCGGCAUCAAGGGAGGAGGCAACAACAGCCCCUGAGGAUGAAGCCCAACAAACAGCUAGCCAAAGCUUCAAACCCAGAGACCUUUUCAUUCCCAAAUACUGAACUUUCACAUGGAACCACUGCACCCUUCUGCCAACAUCAAAGUGUGUACAUAGAAGUGUGUACAUAAGAAUGGCAUGUACUGUUCAGUCCUUCAAGCCUCUGGCUCUGUAAGACAACCGGACCUUAGUGCCUCGCAAAUUUAACACAUUAUGUCACAGGGG
This is a messenger RNA of Etheostoma cragini (Arkansas darter), 3265 nucleotides long. RefSeq names its product kinesin-1 heavy chain-like. The transcript is spliced from 26 exons. Gene Ontology annotation, molecular function: ATP binding; microtubule binding; microtubule motor activity. Gene Ontology annotation, biological process: microtubule-based movement. Lineage: Eukaryota; Metazoa; Chordata; Actinopteri; Perciformes; Percidae. Bases 83 to 3037 code for a protein of 984 amino acids. The record is from RefSeq and is a predicted model, not a curated record.